Molecule: messenger RNA, 339 nt
Organism: Pneumocystis murina B123
Lineage: Eukaryota; Fungi; Ascomycota; Pneumocystomycetes; Pneumocystales; Pneumocystaceae
Exons: 4
Coding region: 1-339 (112 amino acids)
Biological process (GO): microtubule-based movement
Cellular component (GO): cytoplasm; cytoplasmic dynein complex
Molecular function (GO): dynein intermediate chain binding
Source: RefSeq, a predicted model, not a curated record
AUGACAAAUUCAAACUGUCCCAUUUCAUGUGAAAGUCUAAGAGAACUUUGUAAUUCACGUCUUUCAAGUGUUCUUGCAGAUACAUCUUAUAAAGAAUGUCAAGCGCAAUUAUGGAAUACAGAAAUUAUUCACAGUUUGCUAGAAGGAUUAAAAGCACUUGCACCUCGAUAUAAAUGGAUUUUAACAUCGUCAAUUAUUGAAACAUCAUCGAAUAUUUCACUUGGAAUACAUUCAGCACAAGGUGCUUAUUGGAAUUGCGAAAAAGAUGGAAUGUUAACGCAUGAAUGGUCAAAUCAAUAUUUAAGAGUUGUUCUUAGUCUGUCAUGGAUUCAACUAUAA